GUGGUCGGAACGUGCCUGUGUUUUCAUGCAUGUUGGAAACAGGCGGAUCAUGGAUGUGUCUGUAAGCUGUUAAUCAAGAUUUUGCCUUCUUUUUGCUGCCGUGUGAGGAAUCCUAACUGGAUAUAAUAAUCUUGUGGACGCUAAGACACGUUAAUACAGACAGCUCUACUGUCAUUUACCAUCUGAUGCACUGGGUUGUCCCUAUUAUUCAGGACCAUGCAAAGACCUGUUUGGUGACCCAACUUCUACCGGCUCCUGUGUACAGUUCAUCCUGUGUUUUUCAGGUGUUUCCUCUGCCUUGGGAUUGUCCACUGAGCAGACAUAAAGUGAGGGCAUGUGGACCCAGGAGAGAACGAGUCUCUAUCUCCUGCACAACUCCCUGUGAACCAGCCUCCACACUAAAGAGCAGAGAAGCGUUUACUGCUGUAACCGGUAGGAUGGUAGCAGGGGAAGUGAGUGGGCACAGCUUCCUGGUGGCAUGCUGGCAGCCCAUUCUAAUCUUAAUGCUGGGCACAGUGCUGUCUGGCUCCACCACAGGCUGUCCAUCGCGCUGUGAAUGUAACCCUCAGGAGCGCUCUGUCAUGUGCCAUCGGAAGAAGCUGAUGUCCAUUCCAGAGGGAAUCCCGUCGGAAACGCGACAUUUGGACCUCAGCAAGAAUCGAAUCAAAACCAUCAACCCUGAUGAGUUCUCUGCCUUUCCAAACCUUGAAGAACUGGAGCUCAAUGAAAACACAAUCUCUGCUAUUGAGCCUGGAGCGUUUAACAACCUCUACGGCCUUCGGACUCUGGGACUUCGCAGCAACAAGUUGAAGCUCAUCCAGUUGGGUGUGUUCACAGGUCUCAGUAACCUCACAAAGUUGGACAUCAGUGAAAAUAAGAUCGUAAUUCUGCUGGACUACAUGUUCCAGGACCUCUAUAACCUGCGCUCACUGGAGGUGGGGGAUAACGACCUUGUCUUUAUAUCCCACCGAGCGUUUCAUGGCCUCAGCAGCUUGGAGGAGCUCACACUGGAAAAGUGCAACCUGACCUCUGUCCCGACAGAGGCCUUCACGCACCUGCACAGCUUGGUUACUCUGCGUUUACGAAACCUCAAUGUCAACAGCAUCAGAGACUACAGCUUCAAGCGACUCUACCGUCUCAAAGUUCUAGAGAUUGCCAACUGGCCCUACCUGGAUACAAUGACCACCAACUGCUUGUAUGGAUUGAACCUCACAUCUCUAACUAUCUCCAACGCAAACCUGACGUCAAUUCCGUACUUGGCUUUGCGUCACCUGGUUUAUCUCCGGUUCCUCAACAUGUCUUACAACCCCAUCCAGAUGAUCGAAGGCAACAGGCUUCAUGAUCUGCUCAGGUUGCAGGAGUUCCAUCUGGUGGGUGGACGACUGACAAUGAUCGAGCCGUACUCUUUCAGAGGACUCAACUAUCUGAAAAUCCUGAAUUUGUCCAGCAAUGCCCUGACCACCCUGGAAGAGUCUGUAUUCCAUUCGGUGGGAAACCUGGAGACCCUUGCGUUGCAUGAUAACCCACUGGCGUGCGACUGCCGUCUGCUUUGGGUCUUCCGACGUCGCUGGCGACUCAACUUCAACCGCCAGCAGCCCACCUGCUCCUCACCCGAGUUCGUUCAGGGUAAAGAGUUUAAAGAUUUCCCUGAUGUCCUUCAACCCAACUACUUCACGUGUCGCAAGUCAAGGAUCCGAGAACGGAAGCCGCAGAAGAAGUUCGUAGAUGAAGGCACCACUGUCCACUUCGUGUGCCAAGCAGAUGGAGACCCAAUGCCCGUCAUCAUGUGGCUAUCGCCUCAGAAACAGUUCAUCACCACCAAAACAAUUGGACGGCUUACCGUUUUCCCCGACGGCACUCUAGAGGUACGCUACGCUCAGAUUCAGGACAAUGGAACAUAUGUGUGCAUUGCUAGUAAUGCUGGUGGAAACGAUACUGCUUUGGCCCACCUUUACGUCCACAGCUACUCCCCAGAUUGGCCCAAUCAACCCAACAAAACUUUGGCAUUCAUCUCCAACCAACCAAACGAUAAUGGAUCCAACGGAACGAGAGCAACCGUCCCAUUUCCGUUUGAUAUAAAGACGCUAAUCAUCGCCACCACCAUGGGUUUCAUUUCCUUCUUGGGUGUGGUUCUGUUCUGCCUGGUUCUGCUCUUCCUCUGGAGUAGAGGCAAAGGCAACAGCAAACACAAUAUUGAGAUAGAGUACGUCCCACGCAAAUCGGACGCUGGGAUGAGCAGCAGUGGUGCCGAUGCCCCUCGGAAAUUUAACAUGAAAAUGAUAUAAUCCAGACAGGGAGCUCAAAGGACCCUUUCAAAAACAGACUUAUAAAGACAGAUACAAAAGAAUCCCUGCCUGAAGAACCUCUGGCUCUGGAGAGAGCUCCCCGUAGAGGAGGUGUAUUUUCCCUCUCUCAACUCAGAAGACUGAUGUGCGGCACAGGGGCUUGUGCUUUUGUUCAAUAUUGAACAUGAGAGAGGGGAAAAUGAACCCUCAUGCGUACUCCUCUGUGAUGGCCGCUUAAACUCUGCCAAUGGGGACCAAAGGAUUUUGUUUUAAAGUACUUAAGUUUCUGUGGAUUUUUAUGGGCAAAAACGUGAAAAAACAAACAGAACCUCCAAAAUUAUUUGUGUCAACCUCCAGAAUGCAAAGGCAGAGCAUCCAUAUCCCUGCUGCCUGCAUCCUCUUAAUUUGUUUGUUCAUUUAUUUCGUUUAACCCAUUUGUUUGAUUUUUACUAAAGCAAAUAGUUUUAUGAAAGAAAAACAUGGAAAAUCAGGAGUGAAAAGCACAUUAACAAAACUAACAGCUGAAUUUGCCCAGUAUCAUCUUCUAUAUUAUGUUAAACUGCACAAUGUGGAAUAUAAUAGAUUAUGUUGGAUAAAAGUCCUGCCAUAUAGUUACAGAAAUGUUUAUAAGGCAACUUUAAUGGAACAUUUCUUUCUUUGUACCUGUACUCUGCUGUUUCUUUUCACUUUGCUUUGGGAUUUCUGUUUUAGAUGUAUUUGUUGAGUAAGUUGAGAAGUUUUCAUUAAAGGAACAUUGAAGCUUUGUAGUGACACCUAGAUGAACAGGUACAGGUUGUUUGGUGUUGGAUUAAUGGCAAGGUAAGUGAAAUCAGCGGCAAUUAUGUGAUAUUUGUGUGUGUGUGUGUUUAGCUUUGAUUUUAUAUAGGCUGCAAUGAGCAUAUCUGUUGUGCCUGGCCAUAUUUUAACCCAUUUACCAGAACACAAUGUCAGAUUCUGAUCUAACACGCUAUUAUUCUCUGUCAACGCUUUGAAUCAACAAGUUUUAUUCCCCCAAAUGCAACACUGAGACUGUCUAGCUGUGUUUGAGAUUGUUUGUAUGUUUGUGACCGAAUCAUUAAUUUCAUAAAAAGAUGUGUUCGAAAGCCCAAAAUGAUCCACAGUCGAUACCACUGCUGGGUCUCACACCUGUCUCUUGGUCUCAGAUCUGUAUUCUGGGUCUUUCACCUAUUUUUUGGUUUACCUUAGUAUUGGUGCCCAAAGAAAUGUUCUCAGAUGUUAGCGCGUCAGUUUUAACGUUAUCCAGCGUAUCUAAGGAGGCAAACAGUGCUGAUUUGGUAUGUUUGUAAUAGCGCAAUGUUGAUUGUGCCAGUCAAAUAUCGCUACGUUUUGUAAAAAAGGUGCAAAAAUCUAUAAUGAGCCUAAUUUACUUAGAAUGGAAUUUCAAUUAAACUGGAUUGCUGGUGGUUAGUGAAUAAAACACAGGUUUUUGCGCUGAACUACAACAUACAAAAAUGCCGCAACAUUUCAGGGAAGUCCAACUGUCUGUUUAGUGUGUGGGUAAUCUGGGCCAUGCAGGCCAGUUGAUUUCUGUAGAGCUGUGUUAGUGCACUUGAUUUUGCUGUAGUGUGGAUGGGUUUCACCUCACUAAGUGAUUUGUACUGCUGACUGAUGCCACAGAUGGUAGAAUUGCACAGAUGGUUUAACCCUUACUGAUCCACUUUAGUUAAUCUGUGACACGCGCGCACAUACACUCCUGAAUCUCUCUGAUCCUCUGCCUCUGUGUUCUACCUGCAGUUUCCAUCCUAUUACAUCUUAUACAUCUAUAUCUGACCACUGCCCUCUCUGACAUUCAACCCAGGAUGAUAAUGUGUAUUCAUGUGGUCCAUAAUAUUAUUUUAUCCUGAUGAAAAAAAAAAUUAUAAAAGAUCUGAGGUGAAAAAAAAAAUCUAGUAUGACAAAUGUUUAAAUUGUUCUGUGCAAUAAAGGUAAUAUGCUUUUUUUUCCUUUUUUUGUUUUUUUUUAAUUAACAAAAUUUUAUUGAUGUUGAAUUGUUAAAAAUAUGGUAUGUUGUAUUAAACAAUCUAUGGAGAUUUUUUUACCAAAAA
Xyrauchen texanus (razorback sucker) is the source of this 4351-nucleotide messenger RNA. RefSeq names its product leucine-rich repeat and immunoglobulin-like domain-containing nogo receptor-interacting protein 1. The transcript is spliced from 4 exons. Bases 186 to 2285 code for a protein of 699 amino acids. Gene Ontology annotation, cellular component: plasma membrane. NCBI's taxonomy places the organism in Eukaryota, Metazoa, Chordata, Actinopteri, Cypriniformes, Catostomidae. The record is from RefSeq and is a predicted model, not a curated record. Gene Ontology annotation, molecular function: protein binding.